GUCGAUGUAUUCUAUUCACAUGGGAUCACACCUUUAGGUUGAGUCCACAAUAAGAUUUUUUUAGUGUCAUUGACCAUAAGUGACAGCGAGCUGUGACAGUGUACCUUUACUCUUAUGUGUCACCAUGAUAACCUACAGGCAGACAGACAACUACCAAAGAUAUGAAUAAUAAAGACAGCUAUAACAUUAAGAGGGGUCGAUGUAAGUGCGAAGAAUGUCCUGUGUAUUGUUUCAGCAAGGACAAUUUGUGUUCCUAUUGUGGAUGCGUUCCUACAAAACACGCUAAAAUAGAAAAUGAAUCAACUGCAGGAACUUCUGUAGAAGAAUCAGAAACUUCAUCAACUGCACCAAUUCAAAUGCGUGAAGAAAUCUUUCCAGACAAUCCAAAGGAUGAAACAUUCAAAGAGGCAAUUUUUAAUGAAACUGACGAAAGCCAAAAUCCAUUCUUAAACUUACCUUUGGACAUUCAACAACACAUGAAUGACUUAGCUCUUCUUAUUCCGGAUACUUUUAAUUUGAAUAAAGAAGCAGACAUUCAACUAGGAUUAUAUUCAAAAAUGGAGAGAAAUGAGUUCAAUAAAUGCAUUCGAACCUUUGCAGAUAGAAUGAUAAAGAGUGGUUACACUUCAAAAGAAGAUGUUCUUCAAAUUUCUUUAAUGAUUUUACGAUAA
This is a messenger RNA of Leptopilina heterotoma, 671 nucleotides long. RefSeq lists its product as uncharacterized. The transcript is spliced from 5 exons. The record is from RefSeq and is a predicted model, not a curated record. Bases 162 to 671 code for a protein of 169 amino acids. NCBI's taxonomy places the organism in Eukaryota, Metazoa, Arthropoda, Insecta, Hymenoptera, Figitidae.